AUGCACACCCUUGCUGAGUGGAAAGCUAGAAGUUGCGUCGAUUUUUGGAGGUAUCGCUUGGGUGCUAGACGUCAGCAUGGAAAAAGGGGAAUAAUUAGAGUCAAGUAUUUCGGCAAGGGGGGCCGGGCUUGUCCUUAUAGAGCCGAACAUGGGCCUGUUCUUAGGAAGAUGCGGCAAGGGCCGAAGCUUCAGCAAGAUCUCAGGCUUCAGCAAGAGCUUUCAGGAAGAGGCAUUUUGGGGGCUGGGCCUUUGGGCUUCGGUAAAAGCUUCAGUAGAGUCGAAGGGGUUAUGAGCUGGGCUUUCUUGGAGUAUCAUUACGGGCCUACCGUUCGGGAGAGUGGCAUCCUUAGGUGA
This is a messenger RNA of Prunus armeniaca (apricot), 354 nucleotides long. The record is from the annotation of a GenBank genome assembly. NCBI's taxonomy places the organism in Eukaryota, Viridiplantae, Streptophyta, Magnoliopsida, Rosales, Rosaceae.